GCUCACGUAAUUAUCUACUCACUCGCGCAACUUUCUUGUCUGCGCCUGAAGAAAAUUAUCAUAGAAACCUCUAGAAAUAGCUUUGUCACGGUCAAGGUAACGUAAUUUCAAUUUCAGAAAAAUCCUCUUGCGAAUUACAGUGCAAGUUGUGGUUUUGUUCUCUGCUGUCUUAUUUUUCAAUCGUCAACGGUAAAUAAUGGGAGUUAAAGGAGUUUGUGUCUUAGCUGGCGAGAAAGUUAAAGGAACGAUAUUUUUUGAACAAAGUGAUGCUAGCUCGCCAGUGACUGUUACAGGAGAAGUCACCGGCCUUGAUAAAGGACUCCAUGGAUUCCAUAUCCAUGAAUUUGGAGACAACACUAAUGGCUGUACGAGUGCCGGACCUCAUUUCAACCCGGGUAACAAGGAACACGGAGCCCCAACGGACGGUAACCGUCACAUCGGCGACCUCGGCAAUGUGACAGCUGAUGAUAAGGGGGUAGCCAAGGUCAACAUCACUGAUAAGUUGAUAACACUCGUUGGCCCUCUCAGCAUAUUGGGCAGGACUGUCGUGGUUCACGCAGACCCGGAUGAUCUGGGUAAGGGAGGACACGAAUUGAGCAAGACUACCGGCAAUGCUGGGGCUCGUCUUGCAUGUGGUGUCAUCGGCAUAGCCAAGGCCUAGAUCACUAUAUAUUACACUCCAUUACUCAUAAUCUACUCAUAGAGAUAGGCACCAACCCAUUUAAUACUAGCCAUAAAUAAUGGUAUCCUGUAAGAACAAAAAUGUAUACGUCGGAUAUGUGUGGAGGUGUUUGGUUGUGUCGGAUUGUAAAUAAAUAUAUUUUGUUGGUUUA
This is a messenger RNA of Macrosteles quadrilineatus (aster leafhopper), 833 nucleotides long. RefSeq names its product superoxide dismutase [Cu-Zn]-like. The record is from RefSeq and is a predicted model, not a curated record. NCBI's taxonomy places the organism in Eukaryota, Metazoa, Arthropoda, Insecta, Hemiptera, Cicadellidae. Bases 197 to 661 code for a protein of 154 amino acids. Gene Ontology annotation, biological process: removal of superoxide radicals. Gene Ontology annotation, molecular function: copper ion binding; superoxide dismutase activity. The transcript is spliced from 4 exons.